AUGCUCGCUAAAAGCAUUCAAGAAGCAAUGCCAAUGAUUGAGGAAAAAAUUCCGCACAUAGAAUACUACAGCUACACCGGAAAAGACGUGCCUGAUCCGCUUCCUGACACUGUCGCUGCUUCGCUCACCAAAAUUCCUCAUCGACCGCUGGAGGAGGUUCUUUGGAACGCCUCCUCUGCCACUCCGCUCAAUGCGCACAAGCAGACAAUGAACGAUAAGCUGUACUACAUCUUCACCUCUGGCACCACCGGUUUACCGAAGGCUGCAGUCAUUCGCCACCACCGCUACAUUUGGAUUGGCAUGAUUCUUCACUAUCUUUUUAACAUUACGGACGAUGAUGUUCUAUACCUGACACUGCCGCUGUACCACAACAAUGCCGGAACUAUUGGCACCUGUCAGGGAAUUAUCUUCGGCACCAGUAUCGUGUUGAGGGAUAAGUUUAGUGCUUCACAGUUUUGGGAUGACUGCAUCAAGUACAACUGCUCUGUGGCUAUGUACAUCGGCGAGCUGUGUAGAUAUCUGCUGGCACAGCCUAAAAAGGCUUCAGAUAGUCAACACAAAGUCCGACUGAUGUUUGGCAAUGGUUUGCGACAGGAGAUUUGGAAGGACUUUAAGAAUCGAUUCAACGUGAAGCAGAUUGGCGAGGUUUACGGUUCAACAGAGGGCAAUGCUAACGUUGCAAAUUACGAUUUCAAAGAAGGUGCCUGUGGAAUCAUUCCAUGCUGCGUGCCCUUCAUCUGUCGUCUUGUCUUUCCAGUGACGGUUAUUAAGGUGGACACUCAAACGGGUGAAUACGUUCGGGACAAGAAUGGCCUCUGCAAGUUAAUCAAGCCAGGUGAAGUAGGCGAAAUCGUAGGAAAAAUUCGCCCCGAUGCUGGUCAGGCUUACCCCGGCUACGUAAACGAUGAGGCGACUAAAAAGAAAAUUCUCUUCAAUGUUUUCAAAUACGGUGAUUCAGCCUUUCUAAGUGGUGAUUUAGUAGAGAUGGACGACUACGGUUAUCUAUACUUUAGGGACAGAACGGGAGACACAUACAGAUGGAAAGGUGAAAACGUGUCAACAAACGAAGUUGAAGCUGUGAUUCAAAAAGUAGUGAAGCUGUCUGACUGUGUCGUCUUUGGCGUCUCAAUACCUCACUGUGACGGAAAGGCAGGCAUGGCUGUCAUUGCCGAUCCUAAUCGAAUUGUCGAUCUAUCAUCACUUUUUACUGAACUUACCAAACGACUGCCAGCAUACUCAAUUCCCCUGUUUGUUCGAAUCACUAGCCAAAUUGAACUGACCGGGUCAUUCAAACUGUCAAAGACAAAUCUCGAAAAAGAUGGAUUUGACAUUAAUCGAAUUAAAGAUCCACUGUACUUUCUAGAUAGAAAGGUUGGAACCUAUGUGCUUCUGGAUGCAUCCCUUUACGAAGACAUUCUAAGUGGACGACUGCUGUUGUAG
Molecule: messenger RNA, 1440 nt
Organism: Rhagoletis zephyria (snowberry fruit fly)
Lineage: Eukaryota; Metazoa; Arthropoda; Insecta; Diptera; Tephritidae
Source: RefSeq, a predicted model, not a curated record